Messenger RNA from Nilaparvata lugens (brown planthopper), 3897 nucleotides. RefSeq names its product tumor protein p63-regulated gene 1-like protein. The transcript has 6 exons. Lineage: Eukaryota; Metazoa; Arthropoda; Insecta; Hemiptera; Delphacidae. Bases 256 to 1290 code for a protein of 344 amino acids. Gene Ontology annotation, cellular component: cytoplasm. The record is from RefSeq and is a predicted model, not a curated record.
GUUGUGAUUGUGAUGUCGGUUAGAUUGGAUUAAUUAAAAAGAGUCUUCCAACUCCUCAUUCUAUCUCUUUCACCGUAGCUUAUUUGAACAUGAAAAUCAUUGCACUAUCUGUAUUUUAUAAACGUCGUGUUGUCUCUACAUUAUCCGACUAUUGUGUUACAUUUUAAUCGCUGUGUUUGUUCUUUUAAAUACUAUUUGUAUUCAUUGUCAAGUGCGAUUCAGUGUCCCGUUGACAUAACAAAGCAGUUGACAAUCAUGAUGACAAACGAGCUAAAAUCUUUAGAAGAUUUUCCUGAUAUGGAUUUCAAAAACAGUACCCUACGGAUUGGUGAAUCUCCCGGUGGAAAAAAUGGUAAUUCGCCAAAUGUGAAUUCUGGAUUAAAUGGUACGUGGAAUGGACAGUCAAGCUUGGAUUCAGAUGGUGCUCAUACUGCGGCAAAUAAUGCGGUAAACGUUACAGCUCUUGAAAAAUCAAGGAACGAUACUGCUCUAGUUCCUUGGUGGAGUGAUAAUGUUGAAGAUUUCUUUACCAACAGAAAGGGACUAAUUGAAAGUGCAAUUGAAGAUUGCAAAAAUGUGCUUCUCAGCUCAUCUGAUGGAGACUUCGUUGGAGCUUGGCUUCUUACACAGAUAAGCAGCUGGGAUACAGAGAAAGAACGCCUUAUUAUAUUGACUGCACGUUCUAUUUUCACUGUGAAAUAUGAUUUCAUUGCUUUGAAACUGCUCGAACAUGAGAAAGUGGAACUGGAGAAGAUUGAUACUAUUAUUAUUGGUGGACUGAUUUAUCCUCAAAGUUCUCUUGUACCUCGUAUCAACGGAUUCCUAGACGGUGUAUCAGCAGUUGUUAAGGGAUGCGUGCUGCAACCAUUGCAGGAAAGACUGGCAUCAUCGCCUCAGAAUAUUGUCAAAAUAAAUCCUUUCGAAUCUGCUAACUUUGAACCUAGAUCAAGAAAUAUUAAUGGUGUAAGAGCAAUGUGGAAUAAUGGACAACCUUUAUCAGCCGUCAAAAAAUGGAAUCCAUUCACGAAAAUUCCAUGGACGACGUUCACAUCUCAUCCUCUUUCAUAUCAUAAAAUGUGGCCAACCGCUGACAACACUCGUGACAUUUUCAGUGUUGACAACUUCACAGAAAAACUGGUGGAAACUGUAGAGGCGAUCACGCUGAGGCCAAAUCCUUGCAACAUCGAAAGGGAACCGAUUCUACUAGAGAAUUACGUCGGGCUCGGUUCCCUCAUACAUAACAAAAAUGCUUUGGGAUUUUUCAAAGUCCGGGGAAAGUUCAGUUUCUAAACUGAUCUACAAUUGAAAUCACUACUCAUCAAUCAUUUAAAAAAUAUAUAUUCACCAAAAAUUUGUUUAUUUUUGGUAUAUGAGCUCCCAACAGAUAAUCACCAAUCAAGAAUCUCAUUUGCAAUAUUUAUUAUGUAUUGCUUAUUAAUUGUAAUCCAGUUUCCAAUAUAAAAUUAUGCAAAUAAUCAUUACAAAAAUAUAAUUUAAGAAACAUUUAUGCAGCAGUAUGUCGCCAUUCCUGGUGACUCAGUUCCCAAUAUAAAAUUACUACCCAAGAAUCUCAUCUACAAAUAUUUAUUCACUUAACAUUUAGUCAAUUCAUGGUGUCUGAGAUCCCAAUAAUUCAUCAUUAAUAUCUUGCCUACUUUUCCAAUAACCUUAAUUUUAAAUUGUCCAUCUUCACUUUUAUUUGGGGGAAAUUUCUAAAGAAGUCAAAAUUACCCCUCAAAAAUCUCAUUCACAAUAGCUUUAAUUAUUAUUUUGCCAAUUUUUUGUAUCUGAGAUUCCAAUAUGUAUCAUUAAAUUAUUGCAUACUCCUCUUUCAAAUAAAUAUAAUUUUAAAACUUCACAUCAUUAGUUCUUCUUUCCAAGGUAUGGAGAAGUUCAGCUUUUAAACGAGUUUACAAUCAAAAUUAAAAAUAAAAUUCAUAAUCGUCCAAUAUUUCAUCGACAUUUUUCUUACCAAUUUUGAUAAUUCAGUUUCCAAUUCAUCAUGAACCUUUCUCUCCUUAAAUACAAAUCCUAUUCUAAAAUCCAAUCAUUCAAAUCCCCACCUACCUUAUGAUCUCGUAAUAUUAUUGGAUAUUUAAAAGAUAAUCUCAAGUUCAACUCAAUGUCUUCCUCUUGGUUUAUAGGAUAUUGUGUGUAGGCCUAUAGUUCUCUUUAUAAAUAUAUAACUACUGAUUAAUCUCUCUUUAAUCCAACUAAUUAGUUGUCUCAAUUUAAUAGUCUUAUCCUAUAGUUUUAUUAUUCAAUCUUCGAAUGAUAUUUUGUGGUGUUGACUUGAAUGGUCACCCGUCCAACGGGUGUACCAGGCACAUGUCUCUUGGCGUUUAGAUACCAGCGCGAUCACUGAGCCAACCGCUUCUCUUUUAUUUGUUUUCAAUUUUUUGUUUGUCCAUCAAAUUACAAAACAAUUCUCGUUGUUUUUAAUUGUUUUAGUUUAUUUUUUUUUGUUUUUCAUUGAUUGAUUAGUUUUUAAAAAUUUUGAAGAUUUUACUUUUCCAUUCAUAAUUUUACAUUCAUUUGACAUUCAUGAUUAAAUAUUACGUCUUCAGCCAAUUCUAAUCUUUUCUAAAAGUCAUAUAUUGUCGUACAUAUUCUUUUUUAAUAUUUGUUAUACUGUGGACAAAUUUUCAUAUCACUGAUUAUCUUGUUGAUUAAUUUAUUCAAUGUUUUUGUAUUAAAAUCCUGAAAUUUUUCAUCUUUAUAUUAUAUAAUUUUGAUAUUAUUAUCGAAUCAUUGUUAUCUAUUUGAAAUAGAGUAAUAUAUUUAUAGCAGUUGCCUUAUAGCGUUUGACUAUUAUACUCGCAAUGUUGAUUUGUUAUUUAUAGCAGUAUUAUAUAUUUAUAAUCUUCAUAUUAUAAUGAUAAAUUAUAAGGUUUUGUAGGGUUAUAAAUUUCAUUGAAAUGAAUGUCAAUCAAAACUAUAGUAAUUAAGACACAAUGUACCGUAUACUUGAAAUUUUGUUUCUUUAGCAUUUGAAAUUCAAAUUCGCUGCUUCAAACUCCAAACUCGAAUAUUUUACUCCUAAAGCGGAGUCGGACUCUGAAAUCUGGCGACGACUAUUUUUAUUGGAAAUUUUAUUUUAAUCUAUUUUCUUCAAUACUUCUUUUAUAUUUUUCCAUGAACUAUUCCACUUUUAUUCAACCCUUUCUCCUUCUCUCACAUAUUCAUUCAUAUUCUUCUGCAAUGACGUUCCUCAAGAUUUUCCAAACUAAUCAAAAUAUUCCUCUUGAAUAAAUUUUCUUUUCAACGUACCUAUUGCUUUCUCUUCUAUUUCUUAUCUCUAUCUUGUUUUAUUAAGUGAUCAACAUCUUUAUAUUCCUAUUGAUUUUUAAAGCAUGCAAUCAAUGAAUGAAUAAUGUUUUAAAACAGUCUUGUUCCCCUGCAAUCAAAUACUGUACUCUCACAUUUAUUUGGAUAUAAAAUAGAAUGAUUUACUUGUGAUAAUACAGUAUUAUUUACACCUCAAGGCGAUAAAUUCAUAUACGAUAUAGCCUAUAGAUAGUGUGUCGAACAUAUCUUAUACCUACUCCAAUAUACGAUACUUAUACAGAAAUAGAAUGAUUGAUUGAUUGAUAAAGUACGUAGCUUAAUGUUGGAAAAUAAUUGUUUUAAUUCGUAAUUAAAAGCCUUGGAAUUGAUAUUAAAACCUAAGGACUUCUUCUAAAUCAACGAAGUAACUUAUUAUAUUUUGUCUCUCAAAUUCUUUGUAAAUCUUUGAUGCCUAAUUUUUCUUGCCUUAAAUUAUAAAAUCUCAACUUUCAAUACUAGGCCUACCUAUUUUUUAUUCCAUACGGUUGAAUAACAUUAUUGUUAUAAAAUAAAUACUUUUUUGUUGUUCUGUAAAAAUUAUAAUAUUAAAAUAAUCUCAUUUGAUAGCAA